GAUUGAUAUUUUCAUUUUCACCCAGACUCAACCCAACUCAACCCCCUCACUUGAGGGCAAAUGACCCGGGCCCACCCACAGUAUACCAAAAUACUACACAAAAUAUCAAACCAAAACAACCCCAAAUACCAUUUGGCCCAUUUCCAUUUUACAGUAUUUUAGUCUUACUCACAUAUAAAAUACGACUCCUUUUAUUUACUGUACUACCUAUUCAUUACAAAGUAAAAAUCAUUCUAACACUCCCCUAAUAAUUGACUUCCAAGUUUCCUCUUUCAUUUACUCAUAUUCACAUAUAAAUACUACUCAUUAUUACCAACUCGUUAUUAACUCAAUUUUUUUUUUUUUAUUUCUCUUUUUAAAAUUAUUUAUUUUGGAAACGGCCAAAGACCAAUAAAAGCUUUUUUGUAUAUAUAGAACAUUAUAUGCCUCUCUCCCCUUUGAUAAAGUGAAGCUACGGUCAGUAGUUCCACUUUGUCUCUCAGGCUCAGUUUUCGCCGGAACUGUUUCGGAGAAGAUUUAAAUUAAGUAAAUAAAAAUAAAAUCUUUUGGACUCCGAACAGAAUCUAAACAAAGAAGAAAGGAAGUCUUUUUUGCUGAACCAUUUUUUAUACAUUAGAAAGAUUAAAAAAGGAAAAAGAAAAGAAGAGGUGGAAUCGAAUGGCGGUGAAGGUAGCCACAACUGGUUUGCAAUGGCCGAUUCUUCCUCAUUCUCCAUCUUCUUCACAAACGCUGGCCUCUGCCGCUAUAUAUUCUCCUUCUUCUAAGCGCCGAAGCCGUGGAGACGGAGCCACGCUCGUGUGCCGGCACGUGCGAAAAUUGCAACGCUCCUCCCUGUUCGGGACUACGUCGAUUAGGCUACACCGUUCUUGGUCAUGUGAGAUGCCCAAAUCUGAAUUCCGUACUAUUCGGAGAGCCUCUACCGCCAGCUUAGAGUCAUUCUCCGACGAAGAUUUCUCGAAGAACAUUCAAGAAUUGGCGCUUAGAUUCCAACUCUCAGAUGACGACGACGUUGACGAUGAAAGCACGGGCUUCUUCAGUUCUUUGUCAGAACUCGAUUCCGAGCGUAAUAGUUUCAGUUAUGAAGGUUCUGUAAUGAAGAGCAGCCUCAAAUUCGUAGAUAACCGGACUAUGUUUCCAAUGGAGCCGCCGUGGCCGGGAAUUAAACAGGAGCUGCCAGAUUGGACCAUGAAGGACGAAAUUAUUCCGGCUAGUAUCGAGCGGAAGGCGAACAGCGUCGAUCUGCCUCACUCGCUUCGAAUUAUAAAGAGAAAGAUACAAUGGCAAGAUAGUUUUAGGGAAGCUGGUGAAUCGGCUUAUUGUUCUGUGAAAAAGGCCUUUUCUUCCAUGGUGUUCAUAAUAAGAGAGCUCCAUAGUUACACUCUACAAAUGAGUGGACUUAUCUACUGCGAAGAGUUACAGGACGUUCUAAGCCGGGUCCAGAAGGAGAUGCACGCUUCUUUCGUGUGGCUAUUCCAACAAGUGUUCUCUCACACGCCGACCUUGAUGGUCUACGUGAUGAUUCUUUUGGCGAAUUUCACAGUUUAUUCUAUGGGUCAUGACACUGCGUUUGCGGCUGCAGUUUCUCCGUAUGGAUCUUACUCAACUGCAAUGGAGGCUGCUUUGAUUGACGCGCAUGACAAUAGCCAUCAUGGCAAGUUUGAUUCUUCGUCAGUUAAGUCGUUUUCAGUGUCGUCCGGUGGUAGAACAACAUCAAUUGGGGGAAAUAAUGGCGGUGGUGGGGAUAGUCGGCCGGUUGCUAGUGGAACCGACGGGGACGGUGGAUUUAACGAUUCUGAUCAGUUUCGGGGUGUUUUGCCUGAUGGGGCUUCUCAAAUGUCCUCAUUUGGGACUAGGGAAGCUGCAGCAGCAGGGUCCUCUGUUUCAGACCAGGAGACCAGAGAAGAAGAGUUGGCAUUAUGGGGUUCUAUUGUGGACGAAGCCGCUUCUUUCAGAGACGAAGCUUUGGACCAACAAACAAUUCGGAAGUUCGUUUCUCCGGUGAACGCGAAGAUUGAAUCCGAUAAUUAUGAGGAGUUUGUCAGAACCGAUCUCGUUUACCAAAUGGGUUUAUCUCAGAAUCCCAGCAAUCCUCUCCUCUUGGCCAAUUACGCUCAAUUCCUUUACCUCGUUGCUCAUGACUACGACAGAGCAGAAGAGUACUUUAAGAAGGCAACUGGUGUGGAGCCACCAGACGCCGAGGCUUAUGACAAGUACGCAACGUUCUUAUGGAGAGCCCGAAACAACUUAUGGGCUGCCGAAGAGACCUUCUUGGAGGCCAUUAAUGUCGACCCUGCCAACUCUUACUACGCUGCUAACUACGCUCACUUCCUUUGGAACACUGGUGGCGAAGACACCUGUUUCCCUCUCACCUCUGAUGAUACCAAUGAAGAUUGUUAAAAAUAAAAAUAAAAAAAAUAGAUAAAUGAUAAAUUGCCUGUCAGUGUCGAAUCUACCACACCCCACCUUAUUUUUCUCUUGAAAUUGGUCACAAAUAAAAUUCAAGGAAAAAAAAAAUAGAAAAUUAGCUUUUAUUUUAGGGGAUAUAUGACAUGGCUUUUUUUUUUUUGUUAAUUAUUUAAAUUUUUAUGUUUUUAAAAUUUUGGCCAAGGGAAGAAUGUGGAUGGUCACCUGGCCGUAGAAUGGGGCUAUGUACAUGAUGCGGCUACAAAUCGGCAGUGUUUGGCUCUGCGUGUCUAGUGAUUAGUACUCUCGAGAUCUACUACCACCGCCUGGGACUUGGGUUAUGCUUUUUGCACAGAUUUUUUUUUUUUGUUUUGUUUUGGUAGACACGAACACAUGGCAAAUGUAAUUAGCUUUUUUUGUUAAUAUAAUGCCAUUUCAGAUUAAAUGAAAAAGGAAAAACUUACACCA
Molecule: messenger RNA, 2871 nt
Organism: Cannabis sativa
Lineage: Eukaryota; Viridiplantae; Streptophyta; Magnoliopsida; Rosales; Cannabaceae
Exons: 3
Coding region: 658-2397 (579 amino acids)
Molecular function (GO): protein binding
Source: RefSeq, a predicted model, not a curated record